GCGAUGGCCGACGUGGGCGCGGCCAGCCAGGCGACCGUCGCCGGAAGUGGCAUCUUGAUCCAGAUGCAAGUAGUACGGACGGAGCGGGACCAGGUCCGAUAUCAGCCGCUGCAGCCAUACCAGGAGCGGACGUCGAUCGCGAAGCGCUGCCGGGUGUGGCAACAGAUGCUCGUGUUCUUCGUACGGACGUAA
Molecule: messenger RNA, 192 nt
Organism: Dissoconium aciculare CBS 342.82
Lineage: Eukaryota; Fungi; Ascomycota; Dothideomycetes; Mycosphaerellales; Dissoconiaceae
Exons: 1
Source: RefSeq, a predicted model, not a curated record